Messenger RNA from Chenopodium quinoa (quinoa), 2661 nucleotides. RefSeq lists its product as uncharacterized. The record is from RefSeq and is a predicted model, not a curated record. The coding region runs from base 559 to 1095 and encodes 178 amino acids. The transcript has 2 exons. NCBI's taxonomy places the organism in Eukaryota, Viridiplantae, Streptophyta, Magnoliopsida, Caryophyllales, Amaranthaceae.
AAGGCGGAUAUACGUUAAUUUUAUGGUAAACAAGUCUCGUUUUAUUUUUUUUCAUUUAUUUAUUAUUUUAUUUAACUUUUCUAUAAUUAAUUUGUAUUUGUUAACUUGAAAUAAACUUAAAAUAAAAAUUAACUUGAAAUAAGUCGAACAAAAAAAGAUAAUCGACAGAUGAUGUAUAAUUACGGAGUAUUAAUUUGAAUAAAAUUCAACUUCGCUUUUUCCCUUUUUGCCCCCACCACAACACAGCAGCAGUCAGCCCCUCCUUUCUUCUUUCUUCUUUCUUCUUCCUUGUUCCCUUUUCCCUCUUCUUCGUCAUUACCAGAUAAGCUUCCCCCAAAACUUUCUCUCUCCUCAAAAACUCCCACCUUUUUUCUCCCUAACCCCACCUCUCCACCUGUAACACCGAUUUUCCCUCUAACUUCACCAUUAUCCAAUUACCUCGAUUUUAGCACUUUUUCCCCAAUAUAUCUAGGGUUUUUAAUUUUUUUUUCUAAAAUUAAAUUCAAUUCCAAUUUUGGGUUUUUCUUUCUUUUUUUUUUUUUUUUUUGAAUUUUCAAUAUGAUGAGAAGACAAGAUCAUCAACACCACCAUCAUCAACCUCAAUCUAGGGUUUUAUACGAAUUAUCUUCACUCGUACUCAACAUCCUACGAUCCCCUCCAUCACCAUCAUCGCUCAAUUUCUCCGACCAUAAUCUCUACUCUGCGCCGCCGUCGUCUUCGUCGUCGGCGCCGGCGGUUAGGGUUCCUCCACAGAUAACGCCGGCGGGUUUUGCGUCGUUGAUGUUAGGAAUUUCUCUGGCUUUGAUGCUCUGUGGAUCGGUCACCUUCUUCAUUGGUUUCAUGUUGUUACCUUGGGUUAUUGGGCUUGUUAUGGUCUUCUAUUUUGUGGGUUUGGUUACCAGUAUUUCGGUUUUGGGUCGGACUUUUCUCUGUUACGCCACCUCUGCUCCGCCUUCUUCUCCGUCUUCCCCUCGGAAGGAUAUUCCUGGAUUUAUAUUUCACGGCGUUUGGAUUAAUUUGGAGUAUUCGGCUAAGUUGGGCUAUAUUUGGACCUUUGAUGAGACUUUGUCAUUGGUGGGAUCCGUAUUUAUGUAGGAAAUUUAUGUUCGUUACGGAUUAUUCUAGAGUUGGUUAGAUUUGAGAAUGAUCAUGAUUCGAAAAUGGUUGAAUUUGUGUGUAUAUGAAUUGCAUUUUGUUGGUUUAAUGUGAUUGCCUGAUUGGUAGUCCUUUUAAGUGAUGGUUAACACGUGUGUUCCUGCUUAUGGUGGUGAAGAAACAAAAAAAGGCAUUUUGACUUUGUAUUAGCAUGUUUCAUGUGUUUGAUAAACAGGGAAAUGUUUAGGGAUGAAUCAUGGGCUUGUACUAUUGUACUAAUAUAUUUUUAUAAUGAGUAAUUCAGUGAUUAGGAAUUUGAGUUGGUCUCUAGUAAUUCGUAUAUAACAAUAAUAACAUAAAAUACAAGUUUAUUCUUUGGAGGUUGAAUACAUGUAGUUGCUUGUUGGUAUUUUUCUUGACUGGCAAACUGUGACAAGAGUGUAGACUUAUUUAAUCAAAAGCCUUGUCCUGUUUCCCAUCAUUGUCAUCUGAACAACCAUGUAUUAAUUAGUUGGUAAUUGUCAUCAUCUGGAUUCCAGAGUUCAUUUAACCACAUGCCCCCCCCCCCUCUUUUUUUGUGGGAAUCUUGAAAUUUGUGCUCAUUUUGAUCUUAUGCUACAAUUUUAAAUAAUGUACUGCAUGACCUUAGUUUUUGAAUGAAGGGUUUACGACUUUACGGGUCUGAACUUGUAUCCUUGAGGUUAAUUAUUCUACAUAUAGUUACAUUCCCAGGUUAACACGGUCUUAUUAUUGCUUUAUAAACUUUCCCUUCAUGUUGGUGGUUUAGGACACCACAAUAAGACAACACUAACCUCUGUUUUCAAUGUUCUGGUUUGUGGGGCAAUGUGCCUAUUUAGCGAAGCUUUGGUGCUAUAUUGUUCUAGACCUAGUAGUGUAUUCGUUUGAUGAAGUCCUUACUCCUGGUAAAUGUGCUGAUGAACUAAUAUGCUAGUUAGUCUUCAUCAAAUGUAGUCACAGUUAUGGUUUUUAUUAAUAUAACGUCAAUUUUUCCUAGAUUGCUAUUUGAUUGCUGAUUUUAGAUUCAUCUUUUAUAUAUGUGGAGGGUAGAAUUUUCUAAGAGUAUAUAUAUUUGUUUAUGCUUCGUUGGCUUGCCUUAUGUAGCUGAUGAUUGAUGCUGCAGAUCUCACGAGCUGUCACACAGAUAUCAUAUUCUCAAGCGUUUAGAAGUUUGCUUUUUAGAAUGCAAAAAAUGGAAAAUUAUUAGUCAUUCAAUGAUAUGUGCUGCAGAUCUCACAACGUCACAAACUUUAUCAAAUGUGUCAUAAUACAUCCACUUGUCAUGUAUAUUGUGCAACUAAUUGAAGCUUAGCUUCUAACAACCCCAGUAUUGAUUAAACAAAUAAAGUAAUCAAUAAUUGUCUAUGAUUGUGUUGGUUGAGUUCUGUUUGUUUUAAUGUUGAGCAAUCAGUAUGAAGCAGUGAUUUAUACUUUGUAUGUAAUUUGUGGAUUCAUGCUGUAUUUAUUUGAUGAUGUUGACUAUUAGUAUUGUCAUUUUUGAGUUUCCUUGACAUCUACAAUAAUAUUGGAAAAAAAAAAAAUAACAUU